Molecule: messenger RNA, 1276 nt
Organism: Glycine soja
Lineage: Eukaryota; Viridiplantae; Streptophyta; Magnoliopsida; Fabales; Fabaceae
Product: probable F-box protein At3g61730
Exons: 8
Coding region: 1-957 (318 amino acids)
Biological process (GO): reproductive system development
Cellular component (GO): nucleus
Molecular function (GO): protein binding
Source: RefSeq, a predicted model, not a curated record
AUGGGAAAGCGCCUCCAAAACGCUACUUCCUCCGGCGGCGAGAUUCCGCCGGAAAAGCGGAUCCGCCGGAGCAAAACCAUUUGCUCUUGCAACUCUCCUCGCCCUCCGUUUCUCUCUGCUCACUCCACUUUCUCCUGGUUCGAAGAAGACAUUUGGACAGAGAUUGCUAAGUUUCUGGAUGGAAAAUCUCUGGUGAUGCUGGCAGCCACAAGCCGAUGGUUCCGCCGUGCUAUUAUGGAUGACGGCAUAUGGAAGUUCGUGUGUCUGCGUGAUCUUCAGGUCCCACCCCCGGAAUGCGUGGCAUUCAGAUGGUGCAAGCUGUACACGUCAACCUUUGAUGGAAGCCACUCCUACAUGUUCCGUCAACAAGAGAAACACAUUGAUUGGAUGCGUAUUGGCGCCUUUUCUUUUGAUUCUUCUGUAGCCGUCCUGGCAGAGAGACUGAUUCUUCCGGGGAAGAUACGGAAUGGAGAAACCAUGGAAAAGAUGUUGCGGUCUCAAGGUUGUUGCGUGCUAGACAAUGUUAAAACUGGAAUCUGGAUAGCUGACCUGCAGCUUGUAAGAUGCCCGGUUUGUGACCUCAAUACUUGCGAUGGAACAAUGCAGACUUUAGAUGCAAGGCACAUAGAGCUAUUCCUCUGCGAAGGCUUCCAAAAUGGGAGCUGGGAUUACCAGCUUGUAGGAUCUCGUGAUAUAAAAAAACGAGCAGAUGGGGCUGCUGGCGCCAUUUUUGACAUGAAACACCUAAAGGAUUCUUCAACUUCGGCUGUAUUUGAUUACAAGUCAUGGAUUGGGAGAGCAAAUGACUGGCAACCCAAGGCAAUGAUUGCUUUCCAUGCCGUAGCUGUGAACACUAAUUUACAAGAAAAUGAAGGUCUCCAUGUGAAAUACCAUGCUAUGAGGGCAGGAGCCGAUGGAGAAGUUGUUUCUAUUAGAAUCUCUCAACAGCUCCUGUGAUUCAACUCUAACCUUUCUUUGAGAAGGGUAGUUCUUUCCUAGCUUUUAAAAUUUCUCCUUGGCAUUAUUAUACAAGAAUACACUCUUGGACUCGAAAACAAUUAUUCCUAUAAUUCAUUAAUUUCCUACAUGUAGCUCUGGUUUAAACAUUGAAAGCCAAUGACAAAUAAUACUAGUAUUUCCGAAUGAAAACUUGCAAAUUGGUGAUGACCAAGCAUUUUUUUUCUAUGCAAGUAUAGAAAGUAUUCUAUAGAUCUUGAUGCAUCUGCUUCCGUGAAAUUAAAUGAUUUGUGCCGUGUGCUGGAAACAAACUAAUGAA